Messenger RNA from Lachancea fermentati, 2337 nucleotides. Lineage: Eukaryota; Fungi; Ascomycota; Saccharomycetes; Saccharomycetales; Saccharomycetaceae. The record is from the annotation of a GenBank genome assembly.
AUGUUGUCUGCUCGCAGUAUUGUUCAGAGACCAGUGACUCGUGGGUUGGCUACUGUGUCUAAAUUGACUAGAGACUCUAAGGUCCACCAAAAUUUGUUGGAGGAUCAUUCAUUUAUCAACUAUAAGCAAAAUGUUGAAUACGUCGACAUCGUAAGAAAGAGAUUGGGUAGACCAUUGACGUACGCUGAAAAGAUUUUGUACGGUCACUUGGACGAUCCUCACAAUCAGGAAAUUGAGAGAGGUAUCAGCUACUUGAAGUUGAGACCAGACCGUGUUGCAUGUCAGGAUGCUACUGCUCAAAUGGCUAUUUUGCAAUUUAUGUCUGCAGGUUUGCCACAGGUUGCCAGACCAGUUACUGUGCACUGUGAUCACUUGAUUCAAGCGCAAGUUGGUGGUGAGAAGGAUUUAAAAAGAGCUAUUGACAUCAACAAGGAAGUUUACGAUUUCUUGGCCACUGCCACUGCCAAGUACAACAUGGGUUUCUGGGGUCCAGGAUCCGGUAUUAUUCACCAAAUUGUACUAGAGAACUACGCAUCCCCUGGUGCCUUGAUCAUUGGUACUGAUUCGCAUACUCCAAACGCUGGUGGUUUGGGUCAAUUAGCUAUCGGUGUGGGUGGUGCUGACGCCGUUGAUGUUAUGUCGAACUUGCCUUGGGAAUUGAAGGCACCAAAGAUUUUGGGUGUCAAAUUGACCGGUAAGAUGAACGGUUGGACGUCUCCAAAGGAUAUCAUCCUAAAGUUGGCUGGUAUCACUACCGUCAAAGGUGGUACCGGUAAGAUUGUCGAAUAUUUCGGUGAUGGUGUUGACACUUUCUCUGCCACUGGUAUGGGUACCAUCUGUAAUAUGGGUGCUGAAAUUGGUGCUACUACAUCUGUUUUCCCAUUCAAUAAAUCCAUGGUUGAGUACUUACACGCUACUCGUCGUGGUGACAUCGCUGAUUUUGCAGAACUAUACCACAAGGAUUUGUUGUGCGCUGAUAAGGGUGCUGAGUAUGAUGAAGUCAUUGAGAUUGACUUGAACACUUUGGAACCAUACAUCAACGGUCCAUUCACUCCAGAUUUGGCCACUCCAAUCUCCAAGAUGAAGGAAGUUGCCGUUAAGAACAACUGGCCAUUGGAGGUUAAAGUUGGUUUGAUCGGUUCCUGUACCAACUCUUCUUACGAAGAUAUGUCCCGUGCUGCCUCUAUCGUUAAGGAUGCUGCCUCUCACGGUCUAAAGUCCAAGUCUAUCUUCACUGUGACUCCAGGUUCUGAACAAAUUAGAGCUACCAUUGCCCGUGAUGGUCAAUUGGAAACCUUCAAGGAAUUCGGUGGUAUCGUUUUGGCCAACGCCUGUGGUCCAUGCAUUGGUCAAUGGGACCGUAGAGACAUCAAGAAGGGUGACAAGAACACUAUUGUUUCCUCUUACAACAGAAACUUCACUUCCAGAAAUGACGGUAACCCAGAAACUCACUCCUUUGUUGCUUCUCCAGAAAUUGUCACCGCUUUCGCCAUUGCUGGUGACUUGAGAUUCAACCCUCUAUCCGACAAGUUGAAGGACAAGGACGGUAACGAAUUUAUGUUGAAGCCUCCUACUGGCGUUGGUUUGCCUGUCAAGGGUUACGAUCCAGGUCAAGACACUUACCAAGCUCCACCCGCUGAUCGUAGCACUGUCACUGUUAAGGUUUCUCCAACUUCUGAUCGUUUACAGUUGCUAAAGCCAUUCGAUGCUUGGGAUGGUAAGGACCCAACUAACAUGCCAAUUCUAAUCAAGUCGUUGGGUAAGACUACAACUGACCAUAUCUCUAUGGCUGGUCCAUGGUUGAAGUACCGUGGUCACUUGGAAAACAUUUCCAACAACUACAUGAUUGGUGCCAUUAACGCCGAGAACAAGAAGGCCAAUUGUGUCAAGAAUCACUACACUGGUGAAUAUGCUGGUGUUCCAGACACUGCGAGAGCCUACAGAGACAAGGGUAUCAGAUGGGUUGUCAUUGGUGGUGAGAACUUUGGUGAAGGUUCUUCCCGUGAGCACGCCGCUUUGGAACCUAGAUUCUUGGGUGGUUACGCCAUCAUUACCAAGUCUUUUGCUCGUAUCCACGAAACUAACUUGAAGAAGCAAGGUAUGUUACCAUUGACAUUUGCCAACCCUGAGGCCUACGAUAAGAUCAACCCAGAUGAUACCGUUGACAUCAUUGGAUUGACUGAAUUUGCCCCAGGCAAGCCUUUGACCUUGAGAAUUCACACCAAAGAUGGUAAGGCAUGGGACACUCCAUUAAACCACACCUACAAUGCUGAACAAAUCGAAUGGUUCAAGGCUGGUUCUGCUUUGAACAAGUUGGCUAAGAGCCACCACGCCUAA